Teleopsis dalmanni is the source of this 760-nucleotide messenger RNA. Its product is annotated as superoxide dismutase [Cu-Zn]-like. Gene Ontology annotation, biological process: removal of superoxide radicals. Gene Ontology annotation, molecular function: copper ion binding; superoxide dismutase activity. The transcript has 3 exons. Bases 140 to 601 code for a protein of 153 amino acids. The record is from RefSeq and is a predicted model, not a curated record. NCBI's taxonomy places the organism in Eukaryota, Metazoa, Arthropoda, Insecta, Diptera, Diopsidae.
UAGUAGAAGUAAUUGUGAAUAGUUACUUGAAACUUGUCAAAACUUGAAAGGCAACUGCAUACAUUCCACCAUUGAUCUUUGAGCCGUUUGUGCGAAGUAGAUAUUUUGCUGUUGAAAGUGUGUAAAAUUUAUUAACAAAAUGCCAGCUAAAGCAGUUUGUGUUAUUAAUGGAGACGCUCAAGGAACCGUCUACUUUGAACAAGAGAAUGACAGUUGUUCAGUUAAAGUAACUGGUGAAGUCACAGGACUAUCAAAGGGUUUGCAUGGAUUCCAUGUUCAUGAAUUUGGUGACAAUACCAAUGGUUGCACAUCAGCUGGACCUCAUUUCAACCCACACGGCAAGGAACACGGUGCCCCCGUCGAUGAGAACAGACACAUUGGUGAUUUGGGUAACAUUGAAGCAUCUGGAGAUGGUCCUACAAAGGUUUGUAUUGAUGAUGGCAAAAUCACCUUAUACGGUGCCAAUAGCAUUGUUGGACGCGCUGUAGUUGUACAUGCUGAUCCUGAUGACUUGGGCAAAGGUGGUCAUGAGCUGAGCAAAUCAACUGGAAAUGCUGGAGCUCGUAUCGGUUGCGGUAUUAUCGGCAUUUGCAAAAUUUAAAUGAACAAACUUUAUUGAACAAAUUGCAUUAAAAUAUUAUAUAUUCUUAUCAAAUGCAAAAUUUACUAAUAUGAUUUGUUUUAGACAUAGUUAUUAAAAUGGGUACCAUUAAAAAAAAAAUUAAAUAAAGUUAUGGUGAUUUGAAUCCACAAAUUAAAA